Messenger RNA from Trichoderma breve, 6831 nucleotides. RefSeq lists its product as uncharacterized. The coding region runs from base 1 to 6831 and encodes 2276 amino acids. The transcript has 4 exons. The record is from RefSeq and is a predicted model, not a curated record. Lineage: Eukaryota; Fungi; Ascomycota; Sordariomycetes; Hypocreales; Hypocreaceae.
AUGGCCGGCUCCAGCAGCGCCCCGGCUUUGGUCGCGACUUUCGUUUUUGGUCUUGUUGUUCUAGCCGCCUCCGCGGCCAUAUUUUUCUUUGUCAAAGCCAGUAAAUCGCCUCUUAUUCGAGACGAGCUGAGGCUGGCCCUCUCGUUCUUCCUGGCGGCUUCGGCACUCUGGGGAAUACUCGAUUUCGCUACCACGCUUGUCCACGAAACCUCUGCCUCAGCAUGUCAGACCGUAAUCUCGUUUGCCGCCGUUUUCGAUCAAGUCGCUCGCGUUUCGGUGGAACAGUUCUUGCUAUGGGCAGUCAAUGGCGGCAUCAAGGUCACCAAGUUGUCGCUUGCUAUGCAGGGAGCUCUCCUCGUGAGAUUCAUUCUUGGUGCCAUUUUUGUGGGAGUCCAGCGUCCUCAGUUUGAGCCUGUUUGUGUCGCCAGAAACCUGAUUCUACCUAUUGGUGUCAUCGUCAUGGUGACUGAUGUUGCCAUGGUUGUGGCUCUCUCGACCAAAGUUGUUCUUGCAAAGAAGAGCAACGCCCUCAGGCCAGAGCUGACUCGUACUAACGCCUUGAUCUUUGUUACUGCCGGACUUGGCAUCUGGACUGGAUUGAGUAUUCCUCUUUUCCUUGGACUCAAGUCAUCUGGCUUCGCUGUCCGAACAAUUAUGCCUGCUAUUGGGCUUUUAAUUCUCAUUGGCGUUGUUGCCCUGUCCAUGAAGAAUUUCGUGUCGUCGCCAUCGGCUUCUACUCUAAAGAUUCAGAAAACCGUGUCAUUCGAGUCCACAACACAUAUCGAGGAACCAACACGAAGCCUCCAGGUGGCCCAGGCUUUCCCCUCGCAGAACGUUACGACAAGAGUGGCCGGUGUUCUGCCUCUUAUCAGCCAGCCAGAAACCGGCCAAGCUACCAGGGGUAUGGGCGGGCUUCCUGUUGAGGGUGAGUUGUUCCCCCCAAUGCGAGCUCAGGUAGCAGCUCCCAGAGUGCAUCACAAGAAGCAGAUGUCAGAUAAGGCUUUCAACGGAGGAAAAGUUGUCAUCUCGAAACCGAUUGUGCCCGCAGGCACCGAGCCGAGCACCUUCGAUCACAUUCCGACCAUCGACCUGGCUACUGCUGCCAUGAUGGAGCGAGAGCGCCGCGAGCAGAGACCUCUCCCCUUUUCAAAUAUCGACGCAGCGUUGGACGGAACUCGAUCUACUAGAGAAAUGAUGGACAAAAUGCAGACAUCGAAGCGGAAACCGGUCCCUCAGUCUACAUCCCCGAAGAACAGUCGAAACCUCCUUUCUGUCGAAGAGCCCUCAGUUGCCAUGACCUCGGCCGUGCAGCUCUCCCCCGGUAUGGAGGAAACAAGGAGACGAUCCCCUCGACAGCCCUAUCAGGGCGAUGGUCCCUCUCCUUCUCCGCCAAUGAUCCCAGCAAAGGAUGAGGCCCGAACGCCCAAAUCAGCUCCCCUCCAAGCUGCGACAACAGUGCUGGUGCCACCGCCAAGAUCUACCAAGAGGCCGCCUCCCAUCAAGCCAUUGCAGUCAAGAACCACCAAAGACAUCAACGCAUUGCCGGCCGUUUCUCGCUUCAGCGUCAGUACUAUGGAUCCCAUGACUGCACGGAUUACGUCGUCAAUGUUUAGUCCCCAGGAGCAGAAGUCAGCAAAAGCAGUGCCUCUGCCUCGUCAAACACUUCCACCGCCCCCACUACCCGUCUCUGAGUUCUGGGUAGACCCUCGAACGGCAUCUCUACCUCGAAGCAAUUCCGUCAAGAACAACAUUCGGCCCUCCCGUCGUGCGCCUCCGUCACCCCCGGUGGAAAAGGAAGAAGUGAAGGAGACAAAGACCCCUCUCCAGAGGAGGGCAACAGUAGGACUGCCGCAAAAUCCAAGGGCGCGAGCAACUCGGAUGUUCACCAACCAACGAAGCAAGUCUGACGGCCAACAAAUCAUGUUUUUGAACAGUGAAGAGGAGAGUGCCACUCUUCUGGUCGUGCCUGCGCCAGAAGAAGAAGUCGAGUCUCCAUCCCGGAAAUCUAUGAUUCAUCGGCCGAGACCGAUUCCUCGCAAAUCUACGGCUUCCGCGUCCGAGCUCUUGGGAAUUUCUGCGCUCCCCUCUCAGGAUGAGUUUACCAUCGUCUCUACGCCUAACCUCCCUUUGAUCUCCCCUGUGGGUGUGAAAACUUUGUCACAAAGUUCUUACGGCGCGACAUCGCCUGGAUCGCUCACCAGACGCAAGACUGUCAGAAGAACAUCUUUCGUUCCCGAUUUGCCGGCUGUUCCUGUGGAAUACCAGGGCCAGCAGCCGAAAAUUUCAGAAGAUGCUGCUCUUGAUGUGGCCGGGACAAGCGUCUGGACAGUCGUUCCAAAUGACCAAGGUUUCCAAAUGCCUAACUCUGACAACAAGUCACAACGCGCCCUCUGCGUUUCGAAAUUCAGCGUGGACACCUCUUUGACCGCUGACCAGCCUCGCUUAUCUUACAACAGCCGAUUGUCAGUCAACACUCAGUCAUCUUAUGAGGAAACCAUUGGUCGAAACUCGUCAGUUGUGUUUGCUACAGAUUUCAAAGUCACAGCAGUUUCAACGAUGGUCAACUCUCUCAGCGAGCGCCCCUUGAAGCACGAGAGUGUCGAUUCUGAGUUCUCCAUGAUGCUGAGAAACGCACCGGUACCGCCAAAAACUGCUCCUAUCGAGAACCGAGUCACCGAAGAAGACGACAGGAUGGUUGAGGCCCCCUUUGUGCUUGAUAUGUCCAAGUACGAGUCGUCAACAGCCUAUGAGAGUGAAUACCAAUCCACUGCUCAACAGAUGGUAUCAUGGCACCAUCGCGUUGGUGAAGAGCUGCCUUCAUUCUCAUCUCAGCUCAAGUACAGGAGAAGCCGAAAGCUCUUAGUUCCUAAACCCUUGGCCCUGUACAGGCCAGCCAAUGUAACUGUCGUGAUCGAAGCCGAGCCAUCACCCGUGGAGCCCGACCAGGAGGCUCUCGAUAGAAUACACGAGCAGCUCAAGAAAUUCGACUCGGAGAAUGGAGACUCUCGUGCCACCAUUAGCGAGCAGCAGCGAAUGACAAUCUUGGCCAAUCUGGAAUCUGAAAUGGGUGCUCAAGAGUCUCAGUGGCAGAUGCUCAAGGUCGACCUUGGCCCAAGUUCCCCAUCGACCAUUGUCUCGUCGCCUGGCAUCAACUCGCUACGCAGCAGCGUCGACAUUAGCAAAUUUGAGAUGAUGCCCAUCACCAAGCUCAACGGAAGUGCCGGGGAUUUGAUCGUGGCACUGAAAGAAGAAGCCAGCCAUCGCCUGUCAAAGUCUUCAGACCAAUUACUCAAGGAGGAAACACUUGAAUCUGGAGACGACAAGUUCAAUCGCCGAUCCCUCUCAGCGUCCGGACGAAUGAGCCUGAUCUCCGUGACCAACCGGUUAUCCCAGAUCGGCAGCCCUACACCCCCGGAUACUGAUGAGUCGGGCGAGGACAGCGAUAACGAUAGCAUGGUGGAAGGCACUGGUUCAACCAAAGACUUGUCUACAGCCCUGAUGCCAAGGAGCCAAGUAUCUGCAGUUACAAGCUUUUUGGCUUUGGAUGAAGUCCUGAACAGCUCGACGGAGGAUGUUGAGAGCAAGCUUGAUGUUCCAGUCGAGUUUGAAGACGUUUCUUUGAUUACCCCUAAGGCCCAGACUCCCAAGGCUCAAACCCCCAAGGCUCAACCUCCUUUGGCGCUCCCGCAGCCAGAGGAGCCCAAGACUGAGAGUGCCAAAUCUGCUGAACCCGAAACCAUCCGGUUUAGCCUGGCAGACUUGGAACAGCCUGCUCCACGACCGCGAUCAAUCACCCGACGACCUCCCCGACAGAGCAAGCGCAUCAGUGCGCUCCCAGACAUCGUCGAGAACCCAGAGCCGCUUGCCGGCAAGACCGGCUCUCUUGGCAUCUUCCAAUUCGCAUGGGGCGAAAAGUCAGACUCGGCCAGAGUCCCUCCUCGGAUGAAUGGCCUUUCCGGCACCAUGUCCAGCGGUCGCGGUCGGAUAAACCCUCCUCAAACCAUGCUUCUGGGCUCGGUUCAGGAGGCGCAGGCCAAUUACCCUCCCGCACCCGCUCAGAGCUUCCUUGACGAUGAUGAAGAAAUGGAUAACGGCCUUGACAACUACGAAGAUGAGGACUACGAUGAUGGAUUUGACGAGAACACGCUCUGGGAGAUUGCCAGCUUGCUGGAAAGCGAUCUGGACGGCUCCCGUGACGAUCUCUUCAUGGUUGGCGAGGAGGAGUAUUGGGAAGAUCAAAUGUCUGUUGCUGACGACAUUCCCUCUGCUGCAUCUCCAGUUGAAGAAGCUUCUGAGAGUGUAAAGGAGGAAGCGUAUGAUUUCAUUCCUGUUACUCUAGCUUCUGAAAACUCCUCUGACGUUUCUCAAGUGCCUACUCUCUGGACAGGCGACGUGAAGGGUCAGACAAAGUUCUUGGGCUUGCCGCAGCCCAUUGAGGGACCAUGGGAGUACGUUACUGCUGCUCCUAGGUCUGCACGUACAAUUCCCCGGAUGAUAGAGGAGCCGGCUCAGUUAUCAAGCAGCUCCUUGUGGAUGGCUGCUUCAGCUGGUGUUUCUUACACAAGUGGUCUGUGGGCUUCGCUCACGGCUCAUGAUGGUGAAGAGAAGGAGGUUAAGUCUGCCAAGAUCUCUCCAAAUGCCGUCAAGUCUCUGGUUUGGUCACUUCCGAGCCCUACAGAGGUCUCUGGCUUGGGCCUGCCCCAACCUGAUACCAGACUCUGGAACGCUUAUAUUCCCCAAGAGACACGCAGCGUCCGCAAGACAACCCAGAUGCCCCAGCCCGCGACAAUCACAUCAAAAUCGCUGUGGGCAUCGAAGCUUGCUGGAAAGCCUAGCAUGUCGAAUGGAGUGUGGUCUCCAGUGAAAAAAAGCGAAGCUAAGCUGCCAACAGUUGCUGUUGCUGCCCUGUGGUUGCCGCUCUCCUUCGCCAAUGGCACCACGGUGGGACUUCCACAACCAGAUGCCGGCGUAUGGAACUCUUACAUCACACCAGCGGCUCGCACUGUUUACAGAGCAUCUCGGAUGCCUCAGCCUGCAGUAGUUGCCUCGACAUCUCUGUGGAAAGCCAAGUCUAUCAUCAAACCCAGUACAUCAACUGGUGUAUGGAGCCCGGCACCCAAGGAGGCUACAAUCGAGGUAACGAACCUUGCCACCUUGGCUAUCGUCCCCUCAUUAUGGUCGCCGAUUUCUGCUACUCGUAACGGUGCAUUGGGGCUUCCACAGCCAGAUAUCCAGGCGUGGAAUGCAUACAUUCAACCUGGAAGCUGCGUCGCUCGCCGAACUUCUCGGAAGGAGCAGCAGUCUAAGACUCAAAGCGCUGUUAUGUGGUCUGCUGAGCCCAUGAGGACCAUUGAGUUGGUCUCUACAAAGCUGUGGAGUUUGAGGAAGACGACUUUGCUUUGGGCGCCUACUCCCUUCAGGGGUGCCAGCAUUGGUCUCCCGCAGCCUGACGUCAAGACUUGGAACACUUACAUUGUUCUGCCAGCUCGUUCGAUUCGCCACAAGGCGAAUGGUUUCAAAUACGAGACCAUUAAGAGCACCUCAUUAUGGCAGCCCUCACCAGCUGUUGUUCCUUACUCAGGAGGCGUGUGGAAGGCAAAAUCGCUACCUGUCGAGCCAACUCGUGAAUUUCACCCCGACUCCUCUUUGAAGAUGGUGAAGAAUCUUCUGUGGUCUGUAUCAUCUACAAAGACGCCUUCCGUCGGACUGCCACAGCCGGAUGCCAUGACCUGGAGCAUGUACCUCCUCCCAGCAAGCCGUAGCCAUCGAAACGCUUAUGCGCCCAGGGCCGUCAUGAUCACCAGCACAUCUCUGUGGGCACCUGAAUUGUCCACCGAGUCUCCCUCUGGUGGAGUGUGGAAGCCAAAGUCAUUGCCCUCCAAGAGUCAAGUAGCAAAGCCAUCUCAGGUGCCUCACAUUGAGCCUGCCGUAGCGGUGGUCAGGGAUUUGUUAUGGUCUUCAUCGCUUGCAAAGAUGAUUUCUUUGGGCUUGCCACAGCCAGAUGCCAAGUUUUGGACUGCUUACCUCGUUCCAGCCGGCCGUAGCCAUCGAAGUGCGUAUGUUCCUAGAGUUAUUACCAUCUCAAGCGCAUCCUUGUGGUCGCCCGCGUCCAACAUUGAGACUCAAUCGGAUGGCGUAUGGAAGCCUAAGUCAAAGGUGUCAGCUACUCAAGAGAUUAAGGCAGCUCAGAAGUCCGUCAAGGCUAACAAGAGCUCGCUAUGGACUCUUCCCCUCGCCAAAAAGACUUCAAUAGGCCUGCCUCAGCCAGACUCGAAGGCAUGGGAAUCAUACAUUCCGCCCAUGACCCGCUCUGCCUUCCGCAGAAUCUUGACCUCGGAGGUCGCUCCAGUCGAAAGCCAAUCGCUCUGGUCUCUCCCGUCUAACAAGGAGGCCGCUUCUGGCUAUCUUUGGCGCCCGAGCAAGAUGCAAGCUGAAAAGAAGCGCCCAACCGUUCAAACUGCGUUCGCAAUUCGCUCAGAGGCAACGCCCGUAUCUUCGGCCGCAGCCGAGAGCCCUGUCCCAGCCAUUGCUGCACGUGCAGCCGGCGUCCGUACUUCCACGCCCGUCCUAAUGACGCAAGAACAGUGGAAGUUGGCUUUCAAGAGAAUCUCUCAGGACGUGCAAAAGGACUCCUCCGCAGCAGCAGCUCCGUCGUCGUCGAAUCAUGUCUCCAGGCCUCGUCCCACCAGGUUGAAUCGCUCCCAGUCCGUCAAGAGCCGCCCAGUCUUCGAUCCCUCCGUCAUGGCCCUCAUCUCCGAGCUGCCUUCCCCCCGCAACCAGGGCCUCGGGCGAUCAAAGAGCAUCUCCUUCUUGCCGCCCAGCCGCAAGUAG